This is a messenger RNA of Rotaria sordida, 849 nucleotides long. The record is from the annotation of a GenBank genome assembly. Lineage: Eukaryota; Metazoa; Rotifera; Eurotatoria; Philodinida; Philodinidae.
AUGGUUCUCUUCUAUGGUCUACUGGCUUUUGAAACAGCCAACAAUACUAUUGCUGCAGCAUCUAAACGAACAAAUAGUAUAUUACAAAAAGAAAAUUCAUUUGAAAAUGUAUCAUCAUCAUCAACUAAUUCAUGGAUUUAUACUGAAGAUUUAAGAAAACGUUAUUCUAAUCAUCGUUGUAUAUUUGUACCUGUUUAUGUUAAUGAAAAAAAUUCUCAUCAUAAUUAUAAUACAAUAGAAAAAAUUAAUAAUGAAAAUUCUUGGAUAUAUUCUAAAUCAGUUUGUGAUCGUUUAUAUUAUUCAACAUCAAAAAUAUCUUUACCAUUAACAACAAAUCUAUCAUCAUCAUCAUCAUCUGUAUAUUAUUUAAAUAAUCAAGCAUUUAUUAAGUCUAAUAAAAUAUUAAUAGAAAAAAAUUCUCAAAAAAAAUUUUCAUCAUCACAAUAUAAAUCAACAACAAAUAGUUUAUCAUCAAUAUUUAAUACAACAAAUAAUUUAACUAAAUAUCAUCAAACAAAUGAUCUUGUAGAAGAAAAUGACGAUGAUGAAGAUAUUCAAAAUGAAAAUCAUUCAGCACUACUUAUUAAACAUCCUUUUAUAGAUUCAUCAUGUCCAACAACAACAACAACUGAACCAUCGAAUAGCAAUAAGAGUUUAGUUAAUACAACCAAUAAUAAUCAAUUGACUACUAAUAAAUCAAAUACAAAACAAACUAUUACACAUAAUAAUCGAUUCAAGCGUUGGCGCUCUUUUUUUUUCAAAUCAUCUUCUUCUCUUUCCAGUACUCAACAAGAACAACAAACAAAUUUGUCAUCUUCGUCGUUGCACAAUCGAAUUUCGAAAACAUAA